Messenger RNA from Formica exsecta, 2320 nucleotides. Its product is annotated as attractin-like. Lineage: Eukaryota; Metazoa; Arthropoda; Insecta; Hymenoptera; Formicidae. The record is from RefSeq and is a predicted model, not a curated record. The coding region runs from base 138 to 869 and encodes 243 amino acids. Gene Ontology annotation, cellular component: Golgi apparatus. The transcript is spliced from 3 exons.
UGGCUAUUGAUUAUCAGUUUACAUUUAACUUAAGCAAGAAGGAGGAUCGUCACUAUCGGGCCAUUAAUUUCAAAAACUCACCACCGAAAGCCGAUAUCGAUGCCGAAUUCUCCAUCACGUGUUCCGUACUUGCUAAGAUGAAUAUUACCAUCAAAAAAGUAAACAGUCCGGAAAGGCCAUUGCUGCUCGGCGCGAAUUGCACGACGACCAUGUAUAAGCACCGUUUCAGCAAGGCAGAUUACAAUUUUGGCAGCGAAGAUAAUAAUACCUUCACCACAUUCUACGUAUAUGUUUAUGACUUUCAACCGCCAGUGUGGAUUCAGAUCUCAUUCUCUCAGUACUCUAAAUUGAAUCUGCAACAGUUUUUCAUUACAUUCUGCACAGAUUACAUGCCACCACACAGGUGCUUUCUCGCUCUGCUAUUGGUGGCUGCCAUUCUGUGGAAGAUCAAACAGAAAUACGAUAUGUAUCGACGAAGACAACGGCUCUUCCUAGAAAUGGAACAAAUGGCCAGCAGAGCUUUCAGUUCAGUUGUAGUAGAGAUUGAAAGACGUGACAUUGAUGGCACAGAUUUGGAACACGGUGAUACCGACUUUAACAAUUGUCGUAAAAAUAUAAAGGAUGUUCCUCCUAGUCCGAUCGCAUUGGAGCCUUGUUGUGGCAACAGAGCGGCGGUCCUGUCUCUGCUAGUCAGAAUGCCAACUGGUGGCGAGCCUUAUACGCCAGCUGGACAGAGCGCCGGUUUAGCCGUCGCGUCUGCUUUGGUGACGUUAGGCACCCAGCGUAGACCAUCUCAAGAACUAACGACGAAGGAGCCGAAGAAGACGAGGAAGUCCGCCAGUCAACAUCCGGACUCUACUUGUAUUUAAUGAUAAAACUAUAGCAGAGACAUUGCGAUAGGACGUGACUACAAUGAGCCUUAGAGUUGUUUCUGUGAUCUUGCCCGCGCUUAAUACGGCAGGACUUUUAUCUUUGAACUCUAACAGAGUGAAGAAAUGCGAACAAUGAUCGCGAAAAAAUACGCGAGGAUUUUAUUCGUCGAUUUUCCACGUGCAACUGAUUGGUGUAUCAAACGACUCAGCUAUUUUAUCUGAAGAGUUGGCUGAACGUCUAAUAUUAAAUAUAGAUGUACGCGCGUCUUUCCUUAUCGAGUAGAAGGAAACGCCUUUGAUAGAGGAGUAAAUGGAUUGUUCCGGUCUACGUCCGCUAAUCAUGGUAAGUAACACGUUUUGUUUAGAAUUGAGGUGCGCGUUGUCAUUAAUAAUGAAGUAUCCUCGCGCGCCAAGAGGGGACGCCCGCAUUGAUCGGUUGACGUACGAGUUUUCUUUAUGAAUCUCAAUUAACGAUGUACAGUGUUGUAUAUAGAUGAUUAGACGAUCUACAUUUUUCUUGAAUGAUAUAUUUGCUCUUGUGAAUAAAACUGGCCUCGUGCAUAUUUGAAAAACUUUUAUCCGCUGCUUCUUUUUUACGAGUUUAUUCAUUCAUAAUCAAAAGAAACGCGUGUGCAGAUUUAAUCCUUCUAAAUCUAGGAAAUUUUAAAAAAUAAUUAUCUUUUUACAAAUUAACAGAUUUAACAAUAAAAAUCUGCUUAAGUUUGGAAGAAUUAAAUGUAGCAUAUCCGUCAUAAAUUUUUGUUUCUUUAUUGUCUCACAAUUUCCGCAAUGCAGUGGAUAAAAGCUUAUAAAUGCCAUAAAAGAUACUAAUCCAUUAAUGUUACUGAAAUAAUUGAAUUCGAAGAAGUACAACGCUUCGAUAUAAGCUGUAAAUAGGCUAUAUUUUUGUUGAUUCCGCAAACGAAGAUGCACAUUGUUAAUAAUGAAGAUCCAAACAUGUACGAGAUACUGAAGUGAACGGAAAGAUCGAAUUCAUAUAUCAAAGAAUUCAUUAUUAAUGUAUCCGUUUGUAACGAAUGUGUAUAAAAUUCAUAUUCUAAAUCGAUCAAGGUAAGCAGAGAUAAUUGCAACUGAUGCAGAUUUAUAGAAGGUACAAACGACAUAUUUGAUCCUAUGUGCAUUUCACAUUAGAAUAUUGUGCCAAAUUAUUUCUGUCUUUUUAUAUAAACGCAAAUUAUCUGUCGAGGCAAGCUUUGGUUAGCUAGAAUUGAUCGAACGAGAAGAAUGAAUAUUUUUACUUAUUUCGUUACUUCUGUUUAUCAUUAAUCCUACUAAACUUUGUCGCAUGAUUGCAAAUUUGCAGGAUUAAAAUAUUAGUUAAAUUAAUGGCGUAAUUUAAUUAGAAGUUUUAAACAUUUUGUCGAUUAUACUCAAAGUUUUAAUCUAACGAAAACAAAAUGUAUAGCCGUUACAGUAAUUUAUGAGAC